Messenger RNA from Canariomyces notabilis, 785 nucleotides. RefSeq lists its product as uncharacterized. The coding region runs from base 280 to 684 and encodes 134 amino acids. NCBI's taxonomy places the organism in Eukaryota, Fungi, Ascomycota, Sordariomycetes, Sordariales, Chaetomiaceae. The transcript has a single exon. The record is from RefSeq and is a predicted model, not a curated record.
CCCUACACAAUUUGGCACACAGCUAGAAAGGCGACGGGGAUAUUGAGGCACAUUGGGAUUGCACACAGCGAUUGGCGUUCUUGGAGGCAUGAUUUGGGCUGUGUUAUGUGUUAUCCCGCCUUCUCUUCUACCAACUACGAUGUUUUCGUUUGUUGCCAUUGCGCUCUACGUUCCUCUGCCUAGUGCACUCUGCAUACACUGCUUUGAGUUUUUUUUCUUUCCUGCUCCAUCAUAGUCUGGUCUGGGCCUGGUAGGGUAAGGGCGGCGUUCUAUCACAGGAUGGGAUGUGGGCGUAGGGCACAGGCGGUUUUGCGCUGGUUUCAUGCGUCUGCCUGGUUACUGCUUAGACUCGUAUUAUGGCGUAGGUGUGACUCUUCCUGUGUGUCCGCCGGCGUCUAUGGUGUGAGUUUGUUGGGCCAUGGGCUAUCGAGAAAUUGGUGGAUGGGUGCGCGAUGGCUUCGGAUUCCGGGCCACUGCAUUUCUUGUGCUAGAAUUGGGCCAGGGAUGAGGAAACAGGAGCAGCAUUUUCGGACAAUGGCACCAUCUAUGCUUGAAUGGCGGGCCAGAUAUCCAAAACUUGACGUUCUGAAAUCUGUCUUGUGUGGAUGGAUGGGUUCCUUAUGCUGUGCAACACAGAGGCCCGGAUUUAGCCGCCGAUCAGGGGUAAUCACGUCACUGGAGUGAGUUGGCAGACAGAGACUUGCCCACCAUUAGGAAGAAACAAAAAAUGAGCAUAGUGUAGAUAAGAAAAUACAAGUAAAACUAAAUAAAAUGAAAGAAACGGC